Lolium rigidum is the source of this 1017-nucleotide messenger RNA. Its product is annotated as glucan endo-1,3-beta-glucosidase, acidic isoform-like. Lineage: Eukaryota; Viridiplantae; Streptophyta; Magnoliopsida; Poales; Poaceae. Gene Ontology annotation, biological process: carbohydrate metabolic process. The transcript has 2 exons. The coding region runs from base 1 to 1017 and encodes 338 amino acids. Gene Ontology annotation, cellular component: plasma membrane. Gene Ontology annotation, molecular function: hydrolase activity, hydrolyzing O-glycosyl compounds. The record is from RefSeq and is a predicted model, not a curated record.
AUGGCAGCGCAUCGUGCUGCUGCCUACAUGGUUGCAGCGGCGGCGUUGGUCCUUGGCGUGCUCGCAGCCAUUCCGGCAGCGGUGCAGUCCAUCGGCGUGUGCUACGGCGUGAACGGCAACGGGCUACCCUCUGCGAGCGACGUUGUGCAGCUCUACCUGUCUAACGGCAUCUCCGGCAUGCGCAUCUACUCCCCCGACGGGGCCAACCGCGACACGCUCCAGGCCCUGAGAGGCAGCGACAUCGACGUCAUCCUCGACGUCGGCAACGGCCAUCUCGCUGACCUCGCCGCUUGCGGCGCCAACGCAGACUCCUGGGUCCAGGCCAAUGUAAAGCCUUACAAGGACGUCAAAAUUAAGUACAUCGUGGUCGGCAACGAGGUUCCCGACCUAGGCGGCAGCACGUGUGACAUCCUCCCGGCCAUGCACAACGUGCACGACGCGUUGGCCAGGGCCGGCCUCGGCGGCAUCAAGGUCUCCACGGCGGUGAACUCGGGCGUCACAACCGGGUUCCCGCCAUCCCAAGGCACCUUCUCCGCCGGCCACAUGCCGCCCAUCGCGCAGUACCUCGCCAGCACCGGGGCGCCGCUGCUCGCCAACGUCUACCCCUAUUUCACUUACACGGCCACGCCCGGGAACGACCUCAACUACGCCCUCUUCACCUCGUCGGGCACGGUGGUGCAGGACUGGAACGGCCUCGGGUACCAGAACAUGUUCGACUCGCUCGUGGACACGUUCUACGCCGCCCUCGAGAGCGCCGGCGCUGGAAGCGUCACCAUCGUGGUGUCCGAGAGCGGGUGGCCCUCGGCCGGUGACACAGCGGCGACCCCGGGCAACGCGCAGACAUACAACCAGAACCUCAUCAAACACGUCGGGCAAGGAACGCCCAAGAGGCCGGGGGCGAUCGAGACGUACGUAUGCGCCAUGUUCAACGAGGACAAGAACACUGGGGCUGAGAUCGAGAAGCACUUCGGGCUGUUCUACCCGGACCAAUCACCAGUGUACUCCAUCAGCUUCUAA